UGCCCUUGGCAGGAAUCUCUGUUGGGAGAGAUGGCAAUGAGCCCAGGUCCUUUGCUGUUGGUGUUUGUGCUGGGUCUGUUUGCGACCCCUCCGACUCUGGCUCAGAAUAAUCCCAGGUACAAAAAAUUCCUGACUCAGCACUAUGAUGCCAACCCAACGGGCCGGGACGACAGAUACUGCGAAAGAAAGAUGAAUGAAAGACACCUAACCUCGCCCUGCAAGGAUGUCAACACCUUUAUUCAUGACAGCACGAACAACAUCAAGGCCGUCUGUGGAGAGAAAGGAAGCCCUUACGGAGAAAACCUCAGAAUAAGUGAUUCUCCCUUCCAGGUCACCACUUGCAAGCACAGGGGAGGGUCUCCCCGGCCUCCAUGCCGGUACCGAGCCUCUUCAGGGUACAGACGUAUUGUUAUUGCCUGUGAGAAUGGCUUCCCUGUCCACUUAGAUGAGUCUGUUAUCAAUGUGUAGUCAGCUGACCCCUGGCACAGACCUGGCUCUGAUUUCUUUUUAUCUCCCCUCAUAGCCCAGAACACUGGUUCCUGUGUUCACUGUCAGGGGCCAGAAAAUGAAUCAUCUGAAACAUAUGUCUCCUGAUUUACAAUGCACAG
Apodemus sylvaticus (European woodmouse) is the source of this 608-nucleotide messenger RNA. Its product is annotated as angiogenin-like. The record is from RefSeq and is a predicted model, not a curated record. Bases 31 to 468 code for a protein of 145 amino acids. The transcript has a single exon. Gene Ontology annotation, biological process: antimicrobial humoral immune response mediated by antimicrobial peptide; antibacterial humoral response; defense response to Gram-positive bacterium. Gene Ontology annotation, molecular function: nucleic acid binding; RNA nuclease activity. Lineage: Eukaryota; Metazoa; Chordata; Mammalia; Rodentia; Muridae.